AUGUGUAAGUUCACAAACAAUGUAGAAGAAGAAAAGGGAAAAAUAUCAACAAUGGCGGUUAGAGGAGGUAGACGAAAAGCUGUUGCGAUUGAAAUCAUGAGUUGGAUGAUAGUUUCAAAAACAGGUGAAUCCGUCGUUGAGAAUAUCGACAAACACUCCAUCAUGCGACGGACAGGGUUACCGGCGCGUGACCUUAGGGUUCUUGAUCCCGCGCUUUCGAGCCCUUCUUCCAUUGUAGGACGAGAGAAAUCCAUUAUUGUUAACUUAGAACACAUUAAAGCCAUCAUCACUUCAAGCGAAGUGCUCUUGAUUAAUCUUUCUAGCCCUUUAUUUAUUAGGUUUCUUCAAGAUCUUCAAGCUCGUGUUCAGUGUAAUAUUCAAACGUCUAUAUCUAUUAGUAGUGGUGUGGAUGGUGAUUCUGAAAGGAAACCUUUAUUGGAAGAAGGCUCGCCGAUCCUCAGUGAUUCUCGGAAUAAUGCAUGGGAGAGGAGUUUUGAGGAUGGUGCACCUGUAGUUGCGGCUGAGCUGGAUCGGAAACAGCUACCGUUUGAGUUUAAAGCUCUUGAGUCUUGCAUUGAGUCUGCUUGUAUGUGCCUUGAAUAUGAGACUCAGAGAUUGGAAGAAGAGGCUUAUCCCGCGUUGGAUGAAUUGACUUCUCAUAUCAGUACUCUUAAUCUUGAACGUGUAAGACAGAUUAAGAAUCGUUUGGUUGCGCUUUCUGGCCGUGUGCAGAAGGUAGCAGAUCAACUAGAACAUUUACUGGAUGAUGAUAAUGACAUGGCUGAAAUGUAUUUGACACAAAAGUUAGAAGCUCACUUAAUGGAUCAAACAUCAGUAAAAGAAGGAUACAAUUCAGAUUUUGAUGAAGAUGUAUACCAAAGUGAUGAAUCAAGUUCAGUUCAAGACAAAUCACAUGAAUCUAAGCCUAAAGUUGAAGAAUUGGAGAUGCUCUUAGAAGCAUACUUUGCACAAAUAAAUGGAAUCUUGCAAAAGUUGUCCAGCCUGAGUGACUAUGUGGGUGACACAGAGGACUACAUCAAUAUAAUGUUGGAUGAUAAGCGAAAUCAACUACUACAAGUAUCAAUCAUAUUCAACACAAUAAACAUGAUACUUAAUGCAGGUAUUGUGGUGGUUGGGUUGUUUGGCAUGAAUGUUAACAUUGCUCUCUUCGAUGGCCAACCUCAUCAAUUUUGGGCCACAUCAGCUGGCACGGUUUUGGGCUGCAUAUUAUUGUUACUUGUUUCUAUUAUGUGGGGUAAAAAUAGAUAUUUACUCUCUGAAUAG
Lathyrus sativus (Indian pea) is the source of this 1284-nucleotide messenger RNA. NCBI's taxonomy places the organism in Eukaryota, Viridiplantae, Streptophyta, Magnoliopsida, Fabales, Fabaceae. The record is from the annotation of a GenBank genome assembly.